CGACGGAAGGGACGGCGGCCGGGCAGGGACUUUCUUGGCCGCUUCUCAAAGGGCGCCUCCGCGCAGACGAGCCGGCCCCCGAGGCGGAGGAGGAAGGGUGACCCCGAGGUCGUCUAGCCGAGCGCCCAGAGGCUGCAGUUCGAUUCCCAGUGUCGGGCAUCUGUAUCAGGAUGGCUUCGGGCGGGGAAGUGGCACCGUCCAGCCCCUCGGAGCCCUUGGUGCUCCCGGACUUCCCCAAAGGACCCCUGUGCGCCUACCGGAAGAAGGCGUCCUUCGACUGGAAGGAGAUGGCCCUCUUCGUUGAGGAGGAGGACCUGAUCCGUUUUAAGCACACGAUAUACUCAGCUCUUGAGAACGACCCUCUCUUUGCUCGUGUUCCCGGAGAAGAGUUGUCGCUUGAGAAGUACCGGGAGCUGACCUUCCGGCGCUGUCGGAAGCUGUUUGAAUACGAUUUUCUACUCUUGGAGGAGAUUCUUGAAAAACCCUUGAAAGUGGUCAUUAUGAUCAGCUGCCUGGGGAUGUACGAUUGGUCCCUGGGAACCAAAUAUUUGCUCAAUUCCCAGGUGUUCAAGGAUAGCAUUGAGAGUUCCGGAUGUGAAAGACAUGAAAAAUUUGUUAAACAAGUUGAAAGCAUGGAGAUAUUUGGAUGCUUUGCACUGACUGAAGUCAGCCACGGCAGCAACACCAAGAACAUCCGGACGGUUGCUAGAUACGACCCAGACACCCAGGAGUUUAUCCUUCAUUCCCCUGACUUCGAGGCUGCCAAGUUUUGGAUUGGCAACAUGGGGAAGAACGCCACGCACGCGGUGGUCUAUGCCCAGCUCUACACACCGGAUGGCCAGUGCCAGGGGCUGCAUUCCUUCGUGGUGCAGAUUCGAGAUCCAAAAACGCUGCUUCCGAUGCCAGGCGUGAUGGUUGGUGACAUAGGCAGGAAACUUGGACAGAAUGGCUUAGAUAAUGGGUUUGCCAUGUUCCACCAAGUGAGGAUCCCCAAAGACAAUCUGUUGACCCGGACAGGCGAUGUCAGUGCUGAGGGGAAAUACACGAGCGCCUUCAAGGAUCACAAGCGGCGUUUGGGGGCUUCACUGGGCACCUUGUCCAGCGGGAGAGUUAUGAUCAUCGCCAUGUCUGUGGUCAAUCUGAAGCUGGCCGUGUCGAUAGCCAUUCGCUUCUCCGCCACCCGGCGCCAGUUCGGGCCAAGCGACGCUGAGGAGAUUCCUGUCCUGGAAUACCAAAUGCAGCAGUGGCGUUUGCUGCCGUACCUGGCGGCCACCUACGUCUUGGACUACUUCUCCAGAGCGCUCUUCCUGAAGUUCAUGGAGUUCCACAUUGGGCUGCUGAUGAGGGACAAGAGUGCCCAGCAGGCUGAGCUGGGCCGUGAGAUCCAUGCCUUGUCCACCUCGGGCAAGCCCCUCUCCUCCUGGCUCACCCAGGAAGCCAUCCAAGAAUGCCGGGAAGCCUGCGGGGGACACGGCUACCUGGCCAUGAAUCGUCUGGGCGAUAUCCGUAAUGACAAUGACCCAAACUGCACUUACGAAGGAGACAACAAUGUUUUGUUGCAGCAAACAAGCAACUACCUGCUGCGGUGGAUGAGCGAGAGAUCCCAAGGCCAUCCUGUUUCGUCGCCCAUGGGAUCGGUCGAUUUUUUAAAUGAUUAUGAUGAUAUUCUCCGUCAGAAAUUCGUGCUUCCAGAUGCCCAAGACCUCAUGGACUCUUCAGUGGCUUUGAACGCCUACAAGUGGCUGGUUUGUUACUUGCUCCGAGAAAGCAUCCAGAAACUGAGGAAGCAGGAAGAAAGCGGCUGUGCUGAUUUUGAGGCAAAGAACAACAGCCAGGUGUAUUACUGUCGUUCUUUAGCUAUAGCUUUUAUUGAGCACACCGUUUUACAAAAGUACCACAAACACGUGCACAGUCCUGGCACACCAGUAAAUCUUCAGCCAGUACUAAAGCGCAUUUGUUCACUCUAUGGACUCUGGUCUUUAAAUAAGCACACGGCAAUACUCUACCAAGGUGGCUACCUUUCAGGUGAAAAUGCUGGUAAAUUGAUACAGGAUUCAAUUCUGGAACUUUGUUCAAAGUUGAAGAAUGAAGCAGUGACUCUGGUGGAUGUCAUUGCCCCCCCUGACUUUGUCCUCAGUUCCCCAAUUGCCAAGGCCGAUGGAGAGCUAUAUAAAAAUCUGUGGAGUGGGGUUCUUCAGACCCCAAAGACCCUGGAAAGACCUUCCUGGUGGUCAGAAUUUUGUAACAACAAACCUGUCGUGGGCAAGUUGAGGUCCAGAAUGUAAACAGGAAAGCCCACCGAGCUGCUAGUGAACCUUCAUCGCAGGAGGGAAAGGAUCAUGUGAAAGGAAAUGAAAGAAGACACCGAGCUUAGGAGAAACAGCCAAGCACCGCAGGGCCUCCCCAUGGAAGCUUCCCUGAACUGGCUUCUUGUCUGCUUUCAAAAUGAUGGAAUGUUCCUUCUCUGCCAGUUCAGCAUUCCUGACAUUUAAAGUCCAGUUGCUUCUCGAACAAUAAUCUGUUAAAAUAGCUUUCUGUCCGCAAGUUACUGACCACGUUGAAAGCCAGCAGCUUUUUUUGUAGAUGUCCCUUUAAAUAUUUGCAUUUGGUCCAUGAGAUUAAUAUCGUCUUAUUCUUCAGGAAAGGUUUUAAGAUUGAAUUAAGUUAUUAUUUUGCAUCUGACAUCAGUGUUUUCCGUCUCAUCACAGAAGGCAAAAUAUCCAGCAGCCCAAUCCUGUAGCAAACAGGAAUGGCAUAUUUCAGUUCCUCUGAGAUGUCAUUCUGGAAGGAAGGCUUUUUUUUUCUUUUUCUUUUAAUUCUCCACGUUUUUUUUCUUUCUUAAGGUUUUCGGACAGGGAUGGCUAACCUUUUCUGGACCGAGUGCCCAAAGCGCACAUGUGCGAAUGCGCGUGCAUGCCCGAGCCCUCAAAAUGCAGUGCGCAUGCCCUCCGUACAUGCACACAUGCCCCCCAUGCAUGCACGGCAGGGACCCAACAACCAGCUGGCCAGAGGGAGGCACGCGCACAUGCACGGCGGAGCGACGGCUCACGUGUCCAUAGAGAGGGCACGCUUGCCAGAGGUUCGCCAUCACAGUUUUAGAAUAACCAACGCUGGAGAGAAAGCUCUGAAUGUCUCUCUUGACCUUCCAUCUGCUAGGUGCCUGGAAGGCUCUGUUAGGGAAGAGCAGCUUGUCUCCAAAGAGAAAGGAAGGGGACCAUGAAACCCUGGCAAUGGACUUGGCAUAUCCCCACCCUCCCUCCCUCCCUUUGCCAGUGAGAUGAGGAAAUCUUUCGCCUCCUUUUUUUAGCCAGUCUGCUUCUGAGACCUGGUUCUUCCUAGCUGGGAUACAGAUCAGGAAGUGUCCUCAAUCCAGACUUUACCUUGAAUCAGGAAAAGGGGCCAUUUCUGUUCUUAAGCAUUAUCGAAUCUCAGGGUUGGAAUCCAAUCCUGAAGAAGUAAGUGGCUGAGGAAAUUUCAGCUGGGAUCUAGUAUGAGCUGGUUGCUGCAUCCUUUUGAUUCAGGCUCCCACUAUCUAUAAGGUAAAUCUUGCAAUCUGGAUCUGGUUGACUCAGUUUUCCAUAGCCGUGUAUGUCUGUACAGUAAUAAAAAUAUAUUAACGAUG
Messenger RNA from Pantherophis guttatus, 3622 nucleotides. It is a transcript of the gene ACOX3, whose product is annotated as acyl-CoA oxidase 3, pristanoyl. Gene Ontology annotation, biological process: fatty acid beta-oxidation using acyl-CoA oxidase; lipid homeostasis. The record is from RefSeq and is a predicted model, not a curated record. Gene Ontology annotation, cellular component: peroxisome. Gene Ontology annotation, molecular function: fatty acid binding; FAD binding; pristanoyl-CoA oxidase activity. NCBI's taxonomy places the organism in Eukaryota, Metazoa, Chordata, Lepidosauria, Squamata, Colubridae.